ACACUAAAUCCCACAGUUCCUUUCAGUGAAUAUGUCAAUCGGUCAAGUAGAAUAAAGAAGAAAGAAUAGAAAAGAAAGUGGUCGAAGUCAAUCUUCUAAAAUGGCAUUGAUAUAGAGUAUAGCUAGAAAAAUUACAGUAAAAAUUGAAGAAAAAACAAAAAAAAAGUAAAAUUACAUGAAAUAUAGUGACGAACAAAUUUUGGCUGCAGAACGGCACGAUAACAGACAAACGACCGACGGUUACAAAGGUGACAACAACGAUCCAAUCAAUGCAUCAUGACUAAUAACAACACCAACAACACUAUUCGCAGUAGCAAUGUUUACAGUUCUGCAAGGACGGAUGAUGAAAUGGCAAUGCUGAUAGAUCGUUCGAAUGCACUUGGAACGGAUGAUACGACGAUUAACAUCGAAAAUGACAUGGGCCCAAGUACGAGUCAACAACAGAGAUUGCACUUGCCGAUACGAAGAGAAAGUAAUCCUGCAACUCGUAUUAAUAUGGAUUUGAAUAAUAGUAGCAGUUCUCCGGUAGCUGGCGGAACUGGUGGCAUGGAUAAUACCCACAUUGAUGAAAGGCAACGCUUGCGUAACUUAUUCACUAUGCUACGCGAUGCAAGACAUCAAUUUCAUCGCCAACAUUCCUCCUCAUCCUCCACGGCAAUGGGAAGAGAUCCGCGCCUGCCCAUGGCUGUAAAUGAAUCACAAGCGCCACGAUCUUGGCGUGAAAAUUUAUACGAUGUACUGGCCUCUCCGGUCACACAGCGCACAGAUGUACUGCGCACCUUAUUUACGCCUUCAACUUCGGGUAAUUUCCGCUAUAAUACUUUGCCUACAAACGAUAACCCCACACCUGAAGAACAUUUUCAUUUUUUGCUAAAUUCAAAUUCCCUAGAUCAUGAUGUUCCACACAAUCAUCAGCAUCAACGAAAUAGUCAAGUAGAUUUGGGCAGCGGUGGUGGUGGUGGUGGCAGCGCUGGCGGAGUGGAAACUCAAACUAAUAGUACCUCAGGCUUAAGGCUGUCCAGACAAAGUUCACGUUUGGAGGAUAGAAGUGCCGCUGAUAGCACUACAUCCCCGACCAGUAGUACACCGACGCCGGUCACAGGAGAUCCCCUGGAAACGGCUGGUAGUCGUCGCCAAAGUAAUGUGCCUGCCACUGAUGCCGGUGGCUCAGGAAACAAUGGCCGCUUGCCUCAGAGGCAAGCCUCGUUAGCCGGCAGCAAUGCGCCCACAAUUGAUAUGGAUGAUCCCGAUACAAAUGCCAUGGGCGAAAUGAUUGUUAAAAUUGUUUCUCAUUUCGUCCGCUAUUUGCCUUUCAUUUGCAUAUUAUUGAUCAAAUUUGUACAUGAUCAUUUGUUGGGUAUUAUCGAUUUGGUGGUCUUGCAAGCGGUCAUGUUUCAGGUUAACAAAUCCUUGAAAGAGCAAGUUGCAAAAGUCAAUCAGAAAUCGUACGCUGUUCUCACACGCGAUACAAUUCUAGUGGUGUGUGUUGUAACAUACCGUUUUCUCUUGGCCCCCUCGACACCGGAUCCAUUUGGCCUGCUGAUCAAUCCGCCGGGAGAAAAGCUUACCUUGGAUUUGUCUUUCAGUUCGGAUGCAAGCCAUGCUAAAGCGGAUAAUAGUGGUGUUAUUGAUGUAACACUUGCACCAGGAAAACAUGAAAGUGUGAAUGUGUCCCUAGAUCCGACAUCGAAUCCCAUGGGGAAUGAUACAAUCUCUCUGGGAAAAUCCGUUUCGUUGGGUGUCUUGCUAUACUACAUCGCUGUGAAUGAUUUGGUGUUGAAAUUAUUGACACAAUUGGUGAAAAUAUUUGUCACAAUGUUGCCUACACGUGUAAUACGUCAUAAAUCGAGGGCCCGCUUAUAUGCUUCAAUAGAAUAUAUAUCGCAAUACUACAGAGCAUUGGUUCCAAUAAGACAAUGGAUAACGUAUUUAUUCGAAUCAUAUACAGGUUUGGAAAUUAUAUCCGGUAUACUACUUUCCUCAUUCUAUUUGGGUGCAAAAGGAUUUGAAUUUGUUGAACGUUGGAAAUCGUUGAAAAAGGCGAUAGUUAAUUUCAUACGCAAUAUGGAUUACGAUCGCAAGCCGACCAAAGAUGAACUGGAUGCUGCUGGUACUGUUUGUCCCAUUUGUCAUGAUGCCUAUACAACGCCCGUUGUAUUGGAGUGUAGUCAUAUUUUCUGUGAUGAUUGUGUUAAUACCUGGUUUAAACGUGAGCAGACGUGUCCCAUGUGUCGUGCUAAAGUUAGCGAAGAUCCAACUUGGCAGGAUGGAGCGACAACAUUUUUCUAUCAAAUGUUCUAAUUGACACCCUAAUCUUUCUAAGUCAAACCUCUUUUGUUUAUAUGCUCGUAUUCAACAAAAUAUAUAUUUAAUCUUAUUUUUCUAUAGUUAAACUUGGCAGAUGACCAGCAUUAUAAUAUAAAUAUAUAUGAAAAAGUAAUGUUUUUCUGUUGCGUUAUCAUUAGCAUAUUAUAUUUUAAAUAAAAUAAGAUCAUUCCUCUACUGCUAUGUACAUACAUAAUUAGUAUUUUAAAAUUAUAUACUAUUAUUAUUAUUACUAUUAUCAAAGAAAAU
Molecule: messenger RNA, 2574 nt
Organism: Musca domestica (house fly)
Lineage: Eukaryota; Metazoa; Arthropoda; Insecta; Diptera; Muscidae
Product: E3 ubiquitin-protein ligase RNFT1
Exons: 4
Coding region: 277-2301 (674 amino acids)
Biological process (GO): positive regulation of ERAD pathway
Molecular function (GO): ubiquitin protein ligase activity
Source: RefSeq, a predicted model, not a curated record